Molecule: messenger RNA, 663 nt
Organism: Drosophila kikkawai
Lineage: Eukaryota; Metazoa; Arthropoda; Insecta; Diptera; Drosophilidae
Product: FAS-associated factor 1-like
Source: RefSeq, a predicted model, not a curated record
CACCUCUAGCAGCUAUUUUUGUUUUGUUUUGUUUCUAAAAACUUCUACAGCGGAAUGACUUGGGAAAACCUGAAUCCAAAGGGGACGGAUCUGGCUGUCCCGCGCUCUGAAGAGCCUACGGAUCAGUCGUUUGUCCAAAAUUACAGAAAACAGUACGGCGAGCCAAGCCUGAAGUUUUUUAAGGGAAACCUGAAGAGUGCCUAUGAAGCAGCAUGUAAUCAGCCAGAUGAUGAGAAAAAAGUGCUAGCCCUUUACCUCCAUCAUUCGGGUAGCGUUCUGACCAACACACUUUGCCAUCAAGUACUCAAGAAUGAUGAAGUCCUCACAACUUUCAAUAAUCUGUUUAUUGUCUAUGGCUGGGAUAUGUCCAACGCCACCGACGCCAACUUUUUUCACGAACAGCUUAGGAAUAUCAUCAGCGUUGAAGCGGCUGAUGCAGCUAAGAACCUUAAAGUGGAACAAAUGCCCGCAUUUCUGAUCAUUGGCCAGGGUACAGAUGGAAGAAUCCCAAAUAUCGCUAUCGUUCAUGGAGACUACGACGAUGACACACUUCAAACACGCCUCCAACUGGAGUAUUCUCUUCUAAGUGGCCUGUAUGAUUAGACAGAUGAUUUAGUUAUGAAAAAGCAAUUAUAACUUAAUGACAUUAUUAUACAAAUGAAA